This is a messenger RNA of Aspergillus chevalieri, 1329 nucleotides long. RefSeq lists its product as uncharacterized. The record is from RefSeq and is a predicted model, not a curated record. NCBI's taxonomy places the organism in Eukaryota, Fungi, Ascomycota, Eurotiomycetes, Eurotiales, Aspergillaceae. Bases 1 to 1329 code for a protein of 442 amino acids. Gene Ontology annotation, biological process: regulation of DNA-templated transcription; DNA-templated transcription. The transcript is spliced from 2 exons. Gene Ontology annotation, molecular function: DNA-binding transcription factor activity, RNA polymerase II-specific; zinc ion binding; DNA binding.
AUGGAAGGUGACCAACUACAACCCUCAAACUACGUGCACGAUGGCCAGAAACGGUCCAUAGAAGCGGAGUGCUUCAAUUGCGAGCAUUGCCAGAAAUUCUUCACCCGCAAAGAGCAUCUAAAACGGCAUCUUACCAGCCAUACCUCGUUACGGCAAUUCAGCUGCUCCAGGGACUCGCUGAAGCGACAUAUGGCGAUCCAUGGCCAUCAGGCAGCUCAAUCUUUCGCUGCCAACUCGCCUGGGAUUAAACGGACUGCCAAGGCGUGCCUUAGCUGUGUACGGUCUAAGCAACGAUGCAUUGGUGACAUGCCGUGUGAACGCUGCCUUCAUAAGAGGACACGCUGUGUCUACGUGCCCACCUCGUCGCCAGUGACUAUAGAGCGAUCGAACGUCUCUAGUUGGGGAUGUUCAGAUGCUUGGUCUACUCUCACGCCUGGCCACGCGGAGAGAGCAGACGAAACAACGCAGGAUGAUACAAGUGCUGCGCCUACACGGGGAUUCGAUACACUUACUUCUGACGAUCGUACUAUGAACACGGAAUUUAUGGAGGUCGACCCUCUUGGGAAAUUGGACACCAUCUCACGUGUAACUCACGCAUCAGCAACUUCUGACAACAUAGAGGUGCCACCGUUACCUCAGAUGCCAUUUUCUUCCGAACUGGACACCUUUAGCGGGUUUUUGUUUCACCCAUUUGCCCCAUGGCCUGAAGAUGCUCUUGCAACACCGUUUGGUGUUGCAGAUUACGAUGACAUACCUAUUGCCACAAGCUUGGAUGGUCUGCAAAGAUCAUAUAUGAACUCUAUCUGCCCGACUCCCAUGCCAGACAUGCAGCCUCAUGCACCCACUCCGAAGCCUAACUUGUCGGGAACCGAACCAAACAACGCACCUCGAUUCCCUGCUCUUCGGAAAGACGACAUGGGUACGGUUAUGUCUGAGAAAUUCGGCCAUAUAAAGCAGGUACCUGAAACAGCUUACGAGAAAAUCAAGCAAUUCUAUCAAGAAGUGAAGACAACACCCGCAGGUAUUGGGGCGGAUGACUUUCCCCCUUUGGAGCUUCUAGGUUCCUUCCUUGAGCUGUACUUUGAAUACUUCAACCCUAUGAUACCAAUAAUACACCAGGCAACUUUCAAUCCAUCUUCGGAAAACUGGAUUCUACUUCUGGCUAUGAUGACGGUGGGUGGCCAAUAUUCAACGCUUCACGCGCGGGAGCAGUACAUCACAACAUUACAGGCACUCUUACAGCGUGCAAUAUCAGCCAAGGUAAACCCGCCCUUCUUACGGCUUCGUGAGACUGUAAAUUCUCAUAGUUGGCAAACAGGUCACGAAUAG